This is a messenger RNA of Rhinolophus ferrumequinum (greater horseshoe bat), 3820 nucleotides long. It is a transcript of the gene ARMH3, whose product is annotated as armadillo like helical domain containing 3. The coding region runs from base 146 to 2215 and encodes 689 amino acids. Gene Ontology annotation, biological process: regulation of Golgi organization. Gene Ontology annotation, cellular component: cytosol. The transcript has 26 exons. The record is from RefSeq and is a predicted model, not a curated record. NCBI's taxonomy places the organism in Eukaryota, Metazoa, Chordata, Mammalia, Chiroptera, Rhinolophidae.
CACCCUGGGCCCGGGGAAGGGUCGGGAGAGGUCGGGAGUACCGCCGUGAGCCCGGAGCGGCGGAGGCGUCGGUGGCGUCGGGAGCGAGCGGGCCGGGGAACGGCGCGGGUGGUGGUGGAGGAGCCUGGGGCUCGAUUCUCUAACCAUGGCACAGGUAGAGAAACGGGGUGGUUUGCUCCGGAAAUCUUCAGCCUCCAAAAAACCACUGAAGGAAAAAGUAGUGCUGAUGUAUGAUGAGAUCUUCAUGACAGAGGACCCCAGUAAGUGCAGUCCUCGAUUUUGGGAGGAGCUCUUCCUCAUGAAGGUGAACUUAGAGUACCUAGAAGGCAAGCUGGAAUCUCUGGAUGGUGAGGAAUUAAUGAAGAUCAAGGACAACAUUAAUUGCUUAUUUCAACACUGCAUCCAGGCUUUGGGAGAGGAGCAUCCAAUUCGAGUUGUCAAUGCAUUGCAGACCUUGUGUGCACUCAUUCGAGGCGUCCACCAGAAGAAUAAGUCUACGUCUGGGUUUGACAUUAUUAACAUGCUGAUGGGCUUUGACAAGGCAGAGCUGUGCAUGAAGAACUUGAUGGAGAGUUUGGAUUCAUUGCUUUGUGCAGAAGGUUCUGAAAGUCUGAAGAGUUUAUGUCUGAAACUUCUCCUUUGCUUAGUGACUGUGACAGAUAACAUCAGCCAGAACACUAUUUUGGAGUAUGUAAUGAUCAACAGCAUAUUUGAAGCAAUUUUACAGAUACUUUCCCACCCCCCAAGUCGCAGGGAGCAUGGAUAUGAUGCUGUAGUCCUCUUGGCUUUGCUGGUGAACUACAGAAAAUAUGAGUCUGUGAAUCCUUAUAUUGUGAAGCUGUCUAUUGUGGAUGAUGAGGCCACGCUCAAUGGAAUGGGGCUUGUGAUUGCUCAGGCUUUAUCUGAGUAUAACAGGCAAUAUAAAGACAAGGAAGAAGAGCACCAGAGCGGUUUUUUCUCUGCUUUAACAAAUAUGGUGGGCAGCAUGUUCAUAGCAGAUGCCCAUGAGAAAAUCUCAGUACAAACCAAUGAGGCCAUCCUUCUGGCACUUUAUGAAGCUGUUCAUUUAAAUCGCAACUUCAUCACAGUGUUAGCCCAGAGUCAUCCAGAAAUGGGCCUGGUGACAACCCCUGUCAGUCCUGCUCCUACAGCCCCUGCCACACCACUUGGGACCACACCACCCUCCUCUGAUGUCAUAAGUUCUGUGGAACUCCCAUUGGAUGCUGAUGUACAGACCAGUAAUCUACUGAUAACCUUCUUAAAGUAUAGCUCGAUUGUUAUGCAGGAUACGAAAGAUGAGCACCGGCUUCACAGUGGCAAACUCUGUCUGAUCAUCCUCACGUGUAUUGCAGAGGAUCAGUAUGCAAAUGCAUUUUUGCAUGAUGACAACAUGAAUUUUCGAGUAAACUUGCAUAGAAUGCCUAUGCGACACAGGAAGAAGGCAGCAGACAAGAACCUUCCCUGCCGUCCUUUAGUAUGUGCAGUCUUGGACCUGAUGGUAGAAUUUAUUGUAACACACAUGAUGAAGGAGUUUCCUAUGGAUCUCUAUGUACGCUGCAUUCAGGUAGUACAUAAACUACUUUGCUACCAAAAGAAGUGUAGAGUACGCCUGCAUUACACCUGGCGGGAACUCUGGUCAGCCUUGAUAAAUUUGCUGAAGUUCCUUAUGUCAAACGAGACCGUACUUUUGGCCAAACACAACAUUUUUACGUUAGCCCUUAUGAUUGUGAACCUAUUUAACAUGUUUAUCACAUAUGGCGACACAUUCCUGCCCACCCCCAGCAGCUACGAUGAACUCUACUACGAGAUUAUCCGCAUGCACCAGAGCUUCGACAACCUGUAUUCCAUGGUUCUGAGGCUUUCUACCAAUGCAGGCCAGUGGAAAGAAGCAGCUAGCAAGGUGACCCACGCGUUGGUUAAUAUCAGAGCCAUCAUCAACCACUUUAACCCCAAAAUUGAAUCCUACGCUGCUGUGAAUCACAUAUCCCAACUGUCGGAGGAGCAGGUGCUAGAGGUAGUGCGAGCCAACUAUGACACCCUCACGCUGAAGCUGCAGGAUGGCCUGGACCAGUAUGAGCGCUAUUCGGAGCAGCACAAGGAAGCUGCCUUCUUCAAAGAGUUGGUUCGAUCCAUUAGCACCAACGUCCGGAGAAACCUGGCCUUCCACACACUCAGCCAGGAAGUCCUGCUCAAGGAGUUCUCCACUAUCUCCUGAGGCCACGCGUACCUGAGCAGCCACUGACUGCCCUUACCCAUGAGGCUUCUGGGCUGGAGGGGGAGUGAGGGGACGGGACAGGGGGCUGUCCCCAAGGUUGCAGAACAACACAGAUACUGAGUUCUCUCGGUGAAGGCCGCACUUCAGUGGAGCUUGGACAGCAGGGGCCAGGAGGGACAAGCCAGGGAUAAUCUUAUUGGGGGAGGGGUGGGUGGGCACAGGGAGAAGCCUUUAAGAACGUGGGGACUUCCAGGGUGGGCUCCCUGGACACCCCCUCAUAUUUCCAAUUGAGAUUACAAGUGGUGACUAAUGUCUAAUUUUCAGGAUCUGUUAGGGCAAGCAUUAGGGUGCUGCCAGCCCCCUGAGGGUCAGUGGCUCUCCUAGGCUUCUGAAAACAGACUAACUUCCGGAUGGACGUGGAACCAAUUCUGCUUCCUUUAGGCCUGGGGCUAAGCUGGGCUUGACAUUUGUAUCCCCUGCCUCCGCUGGCACUCUGUCCAAUUCUUAGGACCCUUAGCUCAGGCGUAGGAUAGGGUAGGAAUGGGGUCCCUUAUUUCUGUUUUCUAAAUCCAGAGCUGAUUCCCCUGGGAGACUGGAGAUUAGAAUCCACCCAGUUCUCUGCUGCCUGGCCACCACCUUCUGGAUUUGAUUCUUGCUACCAGGAGUACCUGUUAGCUUUCCCCUGCCUUCCAACCCAUUGACUCAUCAGCACUAUAGGGUCACAACCUCAGCUUUUCAUUUUCAAUCUGGUUUCAACUGUCUUUAGGGUGUGUGUGUGAAAUAAACAUUGACAGGUUUUUCUGGAGCCCUCAGGUGCCUACUUUGCUGGUCCUCUUUCCAGCAGCUUCCCCACCUCCCUAGCCACCCAGUGCUCUGGAAGCCUCUCCUCCCUCCCCGUGUUCCACCCCCUCACCCUGCUGUUGUUUACAUCCAGCCUGCCUGAGAAUUUCCUCUGGGGAAGAAUCUGUUCCUGCUGUGGUUUGGUGCCUGGGAGGGAGAGAACCUACUGGGGGCAGCUAUCCUCCAUCUGCAAGAGGCCAGGUGAGCAUCAUGGAGAGGCUACUGGUAUUCUGGGCGGAGCCACAGGCAAGGCUCCUGACAUUUGGGAAGUUGGCCUGUGAAUCCUCCUCUGGACAGCCUCCCUGGGACCGCUGUAGGCUUUCCUUACCCCACAGCUGCCCCUGAAGUAGCUGCUGCUCUGAGAUCCUCCCUUUCUAAAGUACUUUCUAAAGCCCGCAGGAUGGCAGGGAACAAACAGCACAGGAAGAAUCUGGAAGUGCAGGAAUCCAGCAGUGAAAGCAAGUCUGGGACCUCCCCAGCUGCUAUUCCUCUUCAACUUCAAAUCUCUUUGGGAUGCUUGCCCUCCCUGGGAACCAGAGUUCUGGCUGCAACAUUGAGCAGAUAUGCACUAUUACCAGAGAAUCUACCAACAUGCUGCCAUGUAAAGAUUCUUAUAGAGAUCAGAGGCUGGGUCCUUCUGAUCACUGGCUGGAUAGUUCAGCUUGGGGCAUUUAGUGUUUUCCACAAUGAUAAACCCUAGAGGAACUGGAGCUGGAAGCUGGUGGCAAGUUGAAAUUAUUAAAAAUUGAUUUGUAUGGGACAGUC